CUCUUCUCUUUCCCCAUCCAAAAAAGGACUUUACUCCAGCAUUCUAACCCGAGAAAGACGAAUCCUUUACAACCAUGGCAGAAAACCCCGAUGUCCCAAAUACAAACAAGGCCUUUGUGCCACUCGAAAACAACCCUGAAGUAAUGUCCCACCUAGUCCACCAACUUGGCCUCGUCCCCACCCUUGGCUUCUCCGACGUCUUCUCAAUCGAAGAACCAGACCUGCUCGCCCUCGUCCCGCGGCCCUCGCACGCCCUCCUCCUUGUCUUCCCCGUUUCAAAAACCUACGAAUCCUCCCGUAUAGCCGAGGACGCGCCUCUUGCCGAAUACACCGGCUCUGGACCCGCCGAGCCAGUCAUGUGGUUCAAGCAAACCAUCCGCAACGCGUGCGGGUUGAUCGGUCUGCUGCAUGCCGUGUCCAACGGCGAGCCGCGGAGCCAUGUUCUCCCCGGGUCGGAUCUGGAAGCACUGCUUCGGGAUGCGGAGCCGCUCGCGCCAGGGCAGAGGGCGGAUCUGUUGUACGAAAGCAAGGCGUUGGAGAGUGCGCAUGCGGAUGCGGCGCGGUUGGGGGAUACAGCGGCCCCGCAGGCGGAGGAUAACGUGGACUUGCACUUUGUGGCGUUUGUGAAGGGGCAGGACGGACGGCUGUGGGAGUUAGAUGGGCGGAGGAAGGGGCCGUUGGAGCGCGGGAGGUUGGCGGCCGACGAGGAUGCGUUGAGUGAGAAGGCGCUGAAUCUGGGAGUGAGGCGGUUCUUGGAGACGGAGGCGAAGGGAGGAAAUCCGGAUUUGAGGUUUAGUCUUGUUAGUUUGGGGGAGGUGUUUGAUUGAUUGAUUGAUUGAUUUUUUCUUUUCUUUUCUUUUCUUUUCAUGUGGUGUUAUUGUUUUCUCUUCCUGGGUUUGUGAGGGUUUGCAUAUCAAGGUCAACAGGAUCCUUUGCAUCGGAUAG
Molecule: messenger RNA, 945 nt
Organism: Aspergillus ochraceoroseus IBT 24754
Lineage: Eukaryota; Fungi; Ascomycota; Eurotiomycetes; Eurotiales; Aspergillaceae
Product: ubiquitin carboxyl-terminal hydrolase
Exons: 2
Coding region: 75-827 (250 amino acids)
Biological process (GO): protein deubiquitination; ubiquitin-dependent protein catabolic process
Cellular component (GO): cytoplasm
Molecular function (GO): cysteine-type deubiquitinase activity
Source: RefSeq, a predicted model, not a curated record